Molecule: messenger RNA, 6612 nt
Organism: Trypanosoma conorhini
Lineage: Eukaryota; Euglenozoa; Kinetoplastea; Trypanosomatida; Trypanosomatidae
Exons: 1
Coding region: 1-6612 (2203 amino acids)
Biological process (GO): proteasomal ubiquitin-independent protein catabolic process
Cellular component (GO): cytosol; nucleus
Molecular function (GO): peptidase activator activity; proteasome binding
Source: RefSeq, a predicted model, not a curated record
AUGUUGCUGCAGCGGGCUCGCGGAGAGGGAGCAGGGCCAAUGGUGCAGCUCAGCGUUGGAGGUGAAAACGCACGAAUAACCACAACCUCAAGAAAAACGCGGGACUUUUACCAAGACCCGCUGCUCCCGUACUUGCUGCAGUGCAUUCACCCAGGGCUACGCGGCGCAGUGGAGGUGCAGGACCGCGCGGCGCUGCUCCGAGGCGCCCAGCUGCUGGUGGAGCACGGGACACCAGACGAGGUGGCACGCCGAAUCGCGGUAGGAGUGCGGGAGGGCGACCCCAAAGGGGAAGAUCCCUCCGUGCAGGAGACUGGCGACUUCGGGGCGGACAUUCUCCUUGAGCCCGCCUUUGUCUCUCCCAGUUCGGAGUUUGCCUCCUUUUACGACGCGGAUGAGGAGCUUCAGCGGCGGUGCCACCACUUCCUCCUAACCUUUACGGGCGCCCAGGAGGCAUACAACGUUCCAUACGAUGUCCAGCGUCGUGUCGUGCCGGUUCUGUACGCAUGGGUUGUGAAUUGGGAGUUUCUUAGGCGCAACACGGAGUGCUGGGGGAGCGUCGCGGAAUGCUUUUGUCGCGUGGUCCGUUCUCGUCGGCGACGGUUUUCGCUGCGUCCGGACUUUGAACUUCCGUGGCGACCACUUGUUGAGAUUUUAAUGUCGCUGUUUUUUCAGUUUGGCGUGAUGGACCUGAACGUUUUUCAGGUUAUGCGGAAGAUCGCCGGGCGGCACUUGGAAGAGCUCUGUGAAUUGGCCGCACUACACUUUGGCGCAGACGCCUGGCCGGGUCUGUGGGAGACGUUCGCACCGUACUUCUGCGAGGAUCGCGAGGAGGCGCCGAUGACGCUGUGCCUGCUCUGCCACCUAUUCCCUGUCCACCAGCUUGCGGACGAUGCGACCGGGGCGGCGCUGCCGCUCACGGAGCGCAUUGUGAAGUUUCUCCUCGAUGACGCGCUUUACUGGCAGCAGCGGUCCGGGAACUGGCUGGCGUACUCGCUCAAGAUUCUCUUUAAGAUGUCGCUCCACCACGUGGGGGUGGUUGACUUUGACAGCUACGCCGAGCCCCUGUUUUCCGCGAUGCUGUACGAACUGCACCUUCCCAUUGCCGAGGGCAUGGCAAUGCCCGAGAAGGCGGCCGGGUUCGGGGUGCUUAGCCAAAUUUCCCUCUUCAGCAUUGGGGAGAACGAGAUGGCUAUGGCCGAGGGCUGCGUUGGCAACAUGCUCCCGCGUCGCACGGACUCCCCGCUGUGGAACCAUUUGCAACGCUUCAUUCACGCCACCAGUGUCUUCCUGCGCCCCAACGCCACGGAUAAGGCGGUUCUGCGCCGCGUGUUUGCCUUCUACAGCAGCCUCGUGGCUGUCGUUCACCGCAGGAUGAAGCGGCAGCGGAGCUACACCCGUGCGCGGACCACGCACCCAACCCAAUGCGCGGGGCGACGCAUUCCAGAGGCGUACCUGUGGAACCGCGACACCAUAGACCGUUUCGUGGGGCUUGUGGCGCCGGUGCUGCGUCUCGCCUUGCACCAUCGCCUUGAGGACGUCGCGCGCAUCGUCGGCCUGCUCGCCUCCCUUUCUCCCCCCACCGUGCAGCAGCUGGUGUUGCCGUGCGUCGACGCCGGGAUACGCGACCACGUCGGCUCAUCGGCUCAACGUGCGCUGGCGCUGCGGCUUUUGACAAAGUCGCUCUUCCCACUCAGUGAGUGCCGGGCCACCCGCGACGAGUGCUGGCUUUUCCUCGCCGACGCGUUGCCGCUGCUGCUGCAGUGGGUGAGCCCCGGGGAGCUGUCGCUGUCGAGGCUGGUCCUGAACCUCGUCUUUCUCAUCUGCUCCAUGACGAAACUGCGUGAUUUAUUGGGAGGGCAGGACGCGGAGUGCUCCUUCGCCGUCGCACUCGUCGAGCGUCUGUUUGCCUGCGCUCCCCACGUGAAAUUCGGUAAAGGGUGCGAUUUUGACGUCCUCAUACAUGCCAUGAAUGCCCUCUCGCUUAACAUGAGCGACGAGACACUUUCUUGCUGCAUCUCCAGAGUGUGCAGGGAGGCGGACGCUCAAGGUUGCCUCUCCAACGCGCAUGCCGUGAGUUGCCUGCUGGAGCCGAUUGCCCGCCGUGCCCCUGAGCGCAUGAUGCGUUGGGCCAUCCAGCGUUUUGCGCCGCCCCUGCAGAAUGCGUCUACGUCCCACUGCGAGGUGCAGUGGUGUGCACAUCUUCUUGCUGGGUGCAUCCGUGGCGCGGGGCUCGCCGGAUUCUCGCACCGACAUGAACUGCUGCGUUGCAUUCAGUGCCAGGUGUCGUUCAUCACGAGCAAGGAGCGACUUCUGACGGCGGCUGCCCUGUACACCGCCGUGUUUGCCGCCUUCACAGAAAAGGUCUGUACGGAGGCGAAGGCGGAGGAGGCGCCCGUGUCGAGCACCGAUGACUGGGCGGCGCAGGACGCGGAGGAAGUGGACGCCGACAGCAAUCAGGACGCGUUUGAGGUGAGUAUGUGCUUCUGUCGAAGCAGCACUGUGCAGAUGACAUGGCGGGAACCCACAGAGGCGCAUCUUGCCUACGUGGUGGAUGUCUACAGCCUGUUUAUUGAGGACAUCGUGGACACGGUCCACAACAUUGAGCGGGUGCUGCCCCCCGCCGCGGCCGCGCGGGGCGAUGGGCUGAAAAGUCUACUCCACCUCCCGACCGACGAUGCAUCUCAAGCGGCCAGCCACGAGGGGGCGGGGAGCGCGCCGGCGGCCGCCACGCCCACCGCGGCGCCCUUAGAGGCGAACAGUGACGCCUUUACCCCUAAAAACGUGCUGCGUGGGGUUAUACUUUGGUUGCGUCUCGUGCUUGAGAUUAACCAGGAGUGCCACGGCUCUGCCGGCGCCAACGGCAACAGCAACAAAAAGAGUAACAUGGUGCCUUGGUGGGUGCAGGAUCCAAAAUGCACGUUGCCGUUGCUGCCACCCGCGUUGGUGUCCCCCGCUCUCAUGCUUGUGCCGGAGCGGAUACACAGACUUCUGAUGGAGCACACGCUCCGCCGCAUGGCGGGGAAUAUGGCGGAGGAAAUUGUCAUUGCGAAGGCGCUGCAUUUAGACCGCAGCCCCGUGACGCAUGGAAUGCCCCCGUUGGAUCCCACGCAGGCGAACGGAGUGGACCCCCGUGGUCUUCACUUGGUGCUGACCGUUUUAGCGGAGCUGUGCAACAUCACCCCUGUGGCACCCCUGCAGUACGACCACUGCCGCAUCUACACCCAAGGACCAGAGCUAUUCGGGAGCAGUGUCGUGGAGCCAUUGAAAGAGCGGCGUUAUUUACCUGCCCUCUUCUGGCGCAUGAAGGCAGAGUCGUACACGUACAAACGCCGUUUGCUUUUGCUACACACUGUGUCACCGAAGCGGCUUACAGAGCUGCUUUCGGUUGCCCACACUUUUCUUUUUUCACCGUACCUGUCAAUUCAGGGUAAUUGCUCUCAAAUUUUGAGUGAAUGCAUACCGAUGAUGAGCUGCGCGGCGACGCGUCGCUUUCUCUCUCAGCACCUCUCAGUGCUUGAGCACAUUGCAAAGCUGUGGGCCGAACAAGACGACGCCGUUUGCCAGCUUCCGCCUCGUCCUGGCGCAGUUGCCACGGCGACGACGACGCCGACGACGACGACUUCUUCCUCUUCCAAGGUGGACACAGGUGGCGCUGACGCGGAAAGCCCCGCCGGGGGCCAGGCUGAGGGGCGAGCGAAUUCACCCGCAAGCUCUGCAGAAGACAACACGCACCGCCGCGGCGGCGCAAGCGGCGCUGUCGGCGACGAGGAUGAAUACAACGACGCGGACGCCUUUGCUGGGAUUGAUGAGGGCGACGACUACAACGGCGACUACAUGAAUGAGCUGCGGACGCACUGUUUGUCGCACCUGCGGAGGAUACUCACCAGCGCCCUCCCACUGGCCUCCACGGGCUUUGGCAGCUCCUGCUUUUGCAACGACGAGGCAUUGAUUUAUCGCACCUACGAGGUGCUGCUGCAUCUCCCGGAUCAGCUUGUUGUGCAGCGGGGCAACUCUCGUGUGAUGCCGCGGAAACCCCAUGAGUUCGGUGGCCUUGCAACGAUGGAGGGCGCCACUGUGGCGCGUUUGUGUGACAAACUCCUCUUGCUCGCACUGCAGUUUGCCCACAGGGCACCAGACAGGACGGUUGACUGCCUUUUGAAGAUUGUUACCCUCUACCGUCCCUCGCAAAUCGCCCUACUCUCCCCGCAGAGCGUGCCCAUCAUCUUUCGUCUCUCCGUGAACAGUCACGGCAAGGCACGUGCAACUUCGCUUCACAUCCUGCAGACGCUUGUGUUGUCACUGCGGGAGCCGCAUCCAAAGGCGUAUGUCUUGACUCGACGCGGUGCCUUGGAGACGAGCGAGAAUGUGGGAUUUUUUCGCGCACGCUACGAAGUGCUGAAACGCGACUGCCCUUCUUUUUACGGCUUGCGUGAUGUGGGGUUGGCCUUUGUGCCGAAAGCCAUACGCGUUGACGCCGAGGAUGUGUCUCCCGACAUGUUUCAUGACGGCGAAGCGGCUACGGUUCCCGCCGCAACUGUCGAGUUUCGUAAGACGUACACAGAGAGAGGAAAGGACGACACCACCAACCCGGCUCAGGCAGGGCUAAAACAGCAACAGGAGCGUCUUGCACGAGAAGAGCUGAAGCGGGUCAUUGGCCAUCUUUCUGGCAUUCUCGAUACUGAACUUAACCCGCCUACCGCUGACGAACCCGGUCUGGAGGGGGCCGCCGCGGCGAAGUUGCGCGAGGGGUGGAUAUGGAAGGUGAUGCAGCUGCGCCAUGAACAGAAGACCUUUUCCGAGUGUCGAAUGCGUGUGUGGAAAGCCAUAGGAAAACUAUUGGGGGUGGAGCCGUCGGUGCGCCUCUUUACGCGCUUGUCGCGUUUGUGGCUAAGUGACUUUGUCACACUCGCGCGUGGCGGUGGCGCGACUGCAAAGGAAAGCCCCCAGUGGCUGUUUUCGUGCGUCUUCGAUCUCUUGGUGGCCGCCAUUCGCAUGUCCAAACGGCACCCUGCUGUGCGGCAGGAGGUGCUCACGUGCUACAUCGACGCGCUGCGACUGGUGUGUACCAGUAUUUUGGUGCCGCAUGGCGUACUGGUUUCCUUUUUGCAGAGCGUUGCGGCCCUAGGCGAGGCACUCAAGGUGGAUGAGGUGUGGUCGAUUUACGAGUUCCUCUUUGCGGCGCUGAUGCCGUCGCCGCCGAGCGCCGCCGCGGCUACAGAUCCACCAAGCACGGAGGAGGACACGGACACAGUCGCGCAGUGCAGUACCUCGUGCUGCUCUGGGAGGACGCAGGAGUUACAACGGGUGUUGAGCGUCAUGGUGCACCUGCUGGGCGUCUUUGCGCACGAGGUCAAUGUCGAGCUUCUGCCCCGGCUCUGUGAGCAGGUGCUGCGCAACAAGGAGGUAUUUCUCUACAGCCUUUCCUCCUGUAUUCAAGGCUGGGCUGCUUGUGUGAUUUCAGAAAUCAUGUGCCUUUCCUUGUGUAAAAGUGAGUAUAUCCCUCCAAAUGUCAAUGCAGUGGGUGAACUCCUGCGGUUUGUUGAUCGGAUAGAGCGAUUGGUUGAACUUCCACCACCGCCGCAGCCGGAGCCGCAACCGACGCUAGCGCCGUGGAGUGAAACACCUGCAUUGGGGGCAGCACCACUGCCACUUGUAUCCAAGUUUGCUGCUACCGUUGGGCCGCCACCGGAGUGUCCAAUGGACCCCUCUCUGCCGCUGGUUGAGGGUUUUAGCCUUGACUCUGGUCGUUGCACGAUGCCAGCCGCAAAACUUGCAACCGUAAAGACAUUUGUUGCGUGCUGGGCCAGGGCAACCCCGCCCCUACUAGCCUUGCGUGCGCAGCCGGUCCUCAGUGUUCUUGUGCGUGCGCUAGACAUCGCUAUGCCUGAGAUGGAUGGCUUGACGUUUCAGGUGGAGUCGGCGUUGCAAAGCAUCGCCUGUGUCCGCUUGCCGAAAGGCACGAUUCAGGAUAUGCUGCAGAUGCUGUGUAGCAUCCUCAAGGAGGAAAGGCCGUAUGGUAAGUCGCGUCAGGCCAAAGUUGCCCUUAGUCGCAUGCUCUGUCGUGUGCUGCUUAACAAUCUCCAUCGUAUUGGCAAGUUUGCGGCCAUGCAGAAUGUUGCAGCUGCGGCCUUGGCAUCUAUUGGCCACGGCGAUGGGCGCGUUCGCAGUGAGGGGAGGUUGCUUUUGGCGGUUCUCUCACGGGUGGCGUCGGUGGAGCAGAUUGAGCAGAUUAUUCGGGGCUACUUUCAGGAGCUGCGCGCCUUGUCGCCGGUGGCGGCGUCCAUGGCGGGCGCCCACCCCCAGUCGCCGCUCACGCACCACGAGAAUUUGCGCCGGCGCCGCCGCAUCGCGUUGCUGCUCGCGUUGUGUUCGCUUUUGUCCGCCACGCCGGGGGUCGUGCCGCCGUACGUGCCGCGCCUGGUGGAGCGCCUGGCCGCCUACGCGAGCGACCCGGCACCGGAGGUGCAGCGGGCCGUGCGGCUGGCGUUCGACGACUGGUGGCGCUCGCACCGCGAGGGGUGGGAGCUGGAGCACAGGCCCCGCUUCGCCGCCGCCGGGGUCCACAUCGAGGGCAUGCUGCCGCUGCUCACCGCCCCCGCGUACCUCGUCUGA